AUGCUAACGCUCAAAACAAACUUGAAGCAUAGCACAGGACUGGUGGCGUGUGUGCUGUCGCUGCAGACGGCGGUGCAGGCACUUUCGUUGGCAAUGUGCUCGUCGGAAAAUACAGGAACGAGUAAUUUGCAAUCGACGUACCAGUUCAACUCGAAUGGAUACUGCCACGACGAAUGCAAUGGAUAUGCAUAUGCCAUAGUGCAGGGGGAGAGCUGCUGGUGUUCGAACUCCGCUCCGGGGGACACAACGUCGCUUUCUGAGUGUGAUGUUGCAUGUCCCGGGUUUGGGUACGAAUAUUGUGGAGAUUCCAGCAAGGGGGUGUUUGGAUACAUUGCCUUGGGGUCUGCAUCGACCGGGAGUGACGGAUCGUCCACUGGGGGGUACUCGAGCACGGAAAACGGGUACUCCAGUUCCGAAAAUGUGGGUUCCAGCACUGAAAAUGGUGAUUCCAGCACUGAAACAGGCGAAUCCAGCACGGAAGGAGACGAAUCCAGUACGGAAGGAGACGAAUCCAGCACCGCAAACGGGUAUUCGAGCACGGCGGAUGCGUCUACGAGCACGUCGACGGAGAAGGCGGUGGUGAAAACGACAUUUUCAAGUGCAAAAGCGACACUUUCGAGUUCAAAAACGACAUUUUCAGGUGGGAAAACAAGUAGCGGGCAAACAGGGGCAUCAUCAGUGGCAGAGAGCACGGCUGCGUCCAGCGUGAGCCCCGUGGUUUCGACAUUUUACUCGGUGGCGACGAUGACGGGCGAUUCACAAAAAACUGUCACGCGGACGCUUUUGCAGACUCUGACGGCUGCCUCUGCGGUGACUGCCACCGGGGCGUCGGGGGAGGCCACUGGGGAGGCCAGCGGGUCCAGCGCGAAAUCCUCGGGGGGAUUUUUUUCCAGCACGGGCCGGGUGGCCGGCGUGUUCACCGCGGUGGGCGUGGUGGCCGUGGCUGUGCUCGCGGGCCUCUUUUUUUUCCUUCGCAGAAAAAUUUCCGGAUACCGCGCCGCACACAAUACAUACUACCGGUAUUCGGACGAAGGGGGAUCACCCUUUGGUGAUGAUGCUGCAUCUAAUGUGAUGCCAAGACUCGAUUACUCAGACCUGGAGUCGAACGCACAUCAGCACGAUUACGCGGAAAAACAAGAUGUAUCAGCUGGAUCGUCUUCCGGCGGAUUCGUGGUAGACCCGCGGUUGGAUCCCGACGGCCCGUUGUACCGUUCCGCGGGAGAUGACUACUCGAACCGCAGCCUCAGUGAUGACAUAGAUUACUCGCGGAAGGUUCUUAAGGUGACAAAUGCAUGA
Molecule: messenger RNA, 1296 nt
Organism: Brettanomyces bruxellensis
Lineage: Eukaryota; Fungi; Ascomycota; Pichiomycetes; Pichiales; Pichiaceae
Exons: 1
Coding region: 1-1296 (431 amino acids)
Source: RefSeq, a predicted model, not a curated record